Messenger RNA from Striga hermonthica, 1521 nucleotides. Lineage: Eukaryota; Viridiplantae; Streptophyta; Magnoliopsida; Lamiales; Orobanchaceae. The record is from the annotation of a GenBank genome assembly.
AUGGGAGGUUGCGACGUCGCCGAUGGUGGAGAGGAUUCGAGCAUCGUUGCCGGAGGAGGCGAGGCGACGGUGAACAUCCAGUGCCUGAACGGCUCGAAGUUCGUUGUUCAGAUGAACUUGAACGCAGUUGUUGAGGCUUUCAAGUCAAUCAUUGCUCAGCACUGCGAAAUUCCGGCUCGCCAGCAGCGGCUGAUCUACAGAGGACGCAUACUGAGGGACGAUCGCACGCUUCAUAGCUAUGGUCUUGAGGCAGAUCACACUGUUCACUUAGUUCAAGGUCUUUCCUCAGACGAAUCUUCACAUGGUGCAGCCACAAGCCAUGCUGGAGUCCAAAGUACAAAUUCAACAGAUGAUGUUGCUUCUGUAGGAGGUUGGCCAAUCGGAGGUUUCGGUCUUGGAUCUUCAUUUCUUUCUACGCUGGGCCUGAACGGAUCAGGAAACGGCAGUGGUUUAUUUGGAGUUUCAGUUCCUGACAUGGACACCCAAAACCCUAACAUGAUUCGGGGUAUUUUGGAUGCAUACCAGAUAUUGAGCUCGGCGAUCAGUCCCGAAACCAUGCACAAUUUGAUCAUGAACGGUUCACGUGUGCGUGAGUUUAUGGAUCGUAACCCAGAACUUGUGCACAUAGUUAACGAUCCUGAGACCAUCCGUAAAACCAUGGCGGCUGCACAAAACCAUGAAAUUAUGCAUAAAACUGACAGGGAAUUGAGCAACAUCGAGUCCUCCCAGUGGGUGUAUGAGAAUGUACAGCGGCCCAUGCUUAAUUCAUUCAUCAUGGCUGGUGACAUUAUGUCUGACUUGGUAGCUCAAGUUGGCGGACACGGUGGAGUUCGAACAGCUAGUUUAGUAUCUCCUGGAUCUGAAACAACAACUAACUCUGCUUCUCCGAAUACGAGCCCACUUCCCAACCCUUGGGCCUCUGGUGUUCUGUCAGAUCCUAUCGGCAAUGCAAGACCUAUUUCACCAGGUGGCCUAGCAGGAAGUGGUGUCCCUGAUUUGGAGCAUCUGCUGGGUUCGAUAUCAGAAAUUACCACUAUUGAUCAAUUAAUGGAAAUGGAGAACAUUUCUCAGAGGAUGCAUAGUCUUCUAUCCAGUCCCCAGCUCAUGAAUCAGAUUCUUGGCAACAAUCCAUCUCUAAGGAGCAUGCUUGAUUCCAGUCCUCAGCUUAGACAUACUAUGCAGAAUCCUGAAUUUAUUCGUCGAGUAACUUCGCCCGAGGUGAUGCAGGUAACUGCUAUAUUCUUUAUCUCCAUCUGCACAGAGAGUCUUGAUUUGAGGAAUCGUUUUUGUCCUAGUGCAUGUGAAGUUCCAUUCAUGUGUGGAUAUUCAAUGGUACUGCGUAUGUUCAAUCCUUGUGCUGUUGAACUGGUUGCGCCUUCUGAAGAGAUAUACAGCACUCAACUCUACGAGUUACAGGAGCUGGGCUUUGCUGAUACCCAAGAAAAUAUUCAGGCACUGAUUGCAACUGCAGGGAACGUUCAGGCUGCAGUCGAACACCUUCUGGCAAAUCGUGGUCGUUAA